AUGCAAUCAGGCAAAUUAUCACAACACCCACUGCCCAUUCAUGUGGCUCCACCCAUUCUGGACGCCUUCAUACAUUCCACUCGGCUCCACUUCACUUCACUUCACUCCGCUCCAAUCGCUUUGCUUCGCCGCAUCUCUCACCUCCACUUCCUCUCACCUCUUCGUUUCCCAGUUCGAGUCCUCUUGACUAAGCCGCCACACCUCACCUCACCUCACCUCACCUCACACCUCACCCCAUCUCGUCCGCCCCACCACUUAACACUCUCCGCGCCAGAUUCUCAUGGCCCAACCCGGACCGGCCAUAGCCAGUCUUUUCCCAUUUUGUCGGUUAAUUUGCCCAAGCAAGCCGGUCUCGUCAACAAAUCAUGUAGACAAGUCGACCUCUGCGCCGACAACGAUGAUGACUGCAUGUGCCAGCCGUUGAUGAGCACGACCUGUGUGUCUGGCUCUUUUCUUCUCCUCCAAACGGCCUACGGAUUUGUCACGGCAACUUCGUACUGCAUGCGAUCAUGUCAGUCACGAGCGCCAAAGUUCUGGCGCAACCUUCGCUUCUACCUUCACACUCGAUGCCGGUGCUCAUCCCCCCUCAGGCGAUCUCUUGCACCAGUCACACCUCAAGUGGAGAAUGAGGUGGGCGAUUUUCUUGAAUUUUCCCAAUUCCACCAAUUGGUGGAUUGUAUCUCCUCCAGUCGCCCAAAAAAGCCCAGCUAA
Molecule: messenger RNA, 711 nt
Organism: Protopolystoma xenopodis
Lineage: Eukaryota; Metazoa; Platyhelminthes; Monogenea; Polystomatidea; Polystomatidae
Source: the annotation of a GenBank genome assembly